This is a messenger RNA of Lentinula edodes (shiitake mushroom), 1020 nucleotides long. Its product is annotated as NAD-P-binding protein. The record is from RefSeq and is a predicted model, not a curated record. The transcript is spliced from 7 exons. Bases 1 to 1020 code for a protein of 339 amino acids. Gene Ontology annotation, molecular function: oxidoreductase activity, acting on the CH-OH group of donors, NAD or NADP as acceptor. Lineage: Eukaryota; Fungi; Basidiomycota; Agaricomycetes; Agaricales; Omphalotaceae.
AUGUCCCGCAUUCUUGUUACCGGAGCGAAUGGAUUCCUUGGUGCACACAUUGUCAAAGAAGCAUUGGAUAAUGGAUAUAUUGUUCGAGGAACUGUUCGAUCUGCAGCAAAAGCUGAUGAACUGAAAAAGAUCUUCCCUUCUGAAAAGUUCGAAACCGUGAUCGUACCAGAUCUGAUUGCGGGGGACUACACCGAAGCUUUGAAAGAUGUCACCGCCCUCAUACACUCAGCUUCGCCGUUCGCCGUAGAAGUAAGUGAUCCCAAGAAAGACUUUUUGGAUCCUGCAAUCGAUGGAACUUUGAAUGUUCUACGAGCGGCUCAUGCGGCUGGAAUCAAAAGGAUCAUAGUGACAUCCACAGUAGGUACCGUUUUAAGCCAGCCAGAACUGAUGUCUGUUGAUUACACUUAUGGAUCCGAUGACUGGCUUCCUCUCACCUACGAGCAGGCAGCGAGUGGUACAUUGCCCGGCUUUGUAGUCUAUCUCGCGUCCAAGAAGUACGCUGAACUGGCUGCCUGGGAUUUCGCGAAAGAGCAUCCUGAAAUCAAUUUGACUGUCAUCAAUCUCUUCAUCUUAGCCACGGUGAUCUACGGCCCAGUCAUCCAUCCAAUCUCAUCCCUGAAGUCUCUCAACGCCUCCAAUACGAUCAUCUAUUCGCUCAUCAAUGGUUCCAAAGCCAUCCCUCCUGACACUGUUCCGGUUUUCUGCGAUGUCGUUUCUACUGCCCAGAUCCAUGUGAAGGCCCUCGAAUCCAAGGCAACUUAUGGGAAGCGCGUGAUCUUCACCAAGGGGCCUGGAACUGUGUACCAAAUGCUUCAAAUCAUUGCAAAGGCUAGGCCAGAACUUGCCGAUCGUCUAUCUCCUAUUCCAGAAGCAGAUCCACUCGCAGGAAAGCCAUUCUCGAAAUUCGAUACGUCAAUUGCAGUGGACGUCCUUGGCGUCAAAGGGUUGGAUUUGGAAGAGACAGUGCUUCAAACCGUGGAUAGUUUAUUGGAGCUGGAAAAGAAAUUGGGUACAAACUAA